Messenger RNA from Ostreobium quekettii, 1234 nucleotides. The record is from the annotation of a GenBank genome assembly. NCBI's taxonomy places the organism in Eukaryota, Viridiplantae, Chlorophyta, Ulvophyceae, Bryopsidales, Ostreobiaceae.
GGGUGAGUGCACCCACAUCCCCCAGGCUGUCAACGCGGCCUCUGAGGCCACUGCCUGCGCCAGCACACGAUCCAAGAUUGCAGCCUUCCCCACCCUUGAGGCGCAUGGUCUCUUGUGGGUGUGGCCAGAUGAUUCUCCCACGUCCUGGAUAGACUCUGCUGCUGCCUCCCCUGUUGUGGGCAAGGUCACUGAUCCCAACACCUUUUGGCUUGCCCUGGACUACCCCGUCAGCCAUGCCACCCUCCUGGAGAACACUUUUGACCCUGCCCAUGUGAAUUAUCUGCACAAUGGCAAGGUGGCCGUGGGCGUUGGGGGCGCAUACCUGCACCCUGAGGGUGCACGAAUUAUUCAUGACUUCCGUCAGGUUGGUGAGACCACAGCGAAUGGUGGCUUCUUCCUGACUCAUAGCACGAUGUACAAGAGCGCAUGGGACUACAACACCACCCUCGACUUCUGCCCCCCUUGCCUCAACAUAAUGACGUUCCUGGACCAGGAUGGGACCAUAAAGAACUUAGAGAUGCACUACGUGCCAAUGCGUCCGGGGCUGACACGGAUCAUGUUCAGCUCCACAAUUGUGGGGGGUCCCCCCGAGGGCUGGAAGCCAAAGAAGGAGUCGAUCGCUGAGAAGGUCUCAAAGACGGUGAAGAUGGCAGGCUUUGUCAUUGGGCAGCUGCCGAAGCUGCUGCUGCCAAUGUAUGUGCGAGUCGGUCUCUUUCACCUUGGGGAUGCGCUGUCCAAUCAGGACAUCAUUGCAGGACACACAGAGGACCGGCAGGCGGCAGGGAAUGGCGGCAGCUGGCGCAGCCAGUACCACCUCCCAACGCCCUCAAACGUUGGUGUCUUGGCACUGCGGAACUGGGUGGAUCGAUACGCGGGGGGGGGACCCACCUGGUUUGGUGACACAAACGAGCGUGAGAUCGUACUAAACAAUUCCCCUUCCGACCUCUUCAAUCGAUGGGAGCGCCACAGCAAGUGGUGCCCCUCCUGCCGCAAGUCCCUGAAAUGGUUUGGGAAGGUGGAGGUUGUGGCCUCGACGGUGGCAGCGGCGUUCUUUGGACUGGGGCUGGUUCUGGCCGCCAUCAGGACGGCCAGCCCGCGACUGGCAUUGGCGGCGGUGGUCGCUGGUGCAGCGGCGCUUCUCGCUCGUUUCCAAGUGCAAAAGCUUCGCAUGGCCUUCAUCAGUGCCAUUCCCAGCACGGGCAUCCCGGAGUACUCGCACGAAUGGCCCAAUUGA